AUGACCCGGGGAAGAUUUCAACAGAUUUUACAAGUUUUGCGUUAUAAUGAUGCUAGUGCAAGAAGAAAAAUGAGAAGUGAUGAUAAAAUGGAGCCCAUAAGAGAAGUAUUUGAAAUGUGGAAUCAGAAUUUAAAAGAUGGAUAUGUUCCAAGUUCAUGCAUGACAGAUGAUGAACAAUUAGUUUCAUUCAGAGGGCGCCGCCCAUUCCAGGUAUAUAUUCCUUCAAAACCAGGGAAAUAUGGAAUUAAAAUUUGGGCAAUAUCCGACAGUGAAACAUCUUAUGCCGGGAAAAUGCAAAUCUACACUGGAAAAGAUCCAGUAAAAGGGAGAAAGACAAAUAAAGGUUCAAGUGCUGUUGAAGACCUAGUAAAAGAACUUGAAAAUACUGGUCGCAAUAUUACUGGUGAUAACUUUUUCACAACUCUAGGAUUGGCUCGAAAGAUGCUUAGCAAGAAAACUGCUUUAGUUGAAACAAUUAGAAACAACAGAGUUGAACUUCUAAGUGCUUUCACAAAUGGAAAAGAAACGAUAUCAAUAGCCCAAUAUUUGGAUUUCAAAAGGAUUCUACGAUCCUGUCUUAUUGUCCCAAGAAACAUUAUGUAG
Messenger RNA from Octopus sinensis (East Asian common octopus), 603 nucleotides. RefSeq lists its product as uncharacterized. The transcript has a single exon. Lineage: Eukaryota; Metazoa; Mollusca; Cephalopoda; Octopoda; Octopodidae. The coding region runs from base 1 to 603 and encodes 200 amino acids. The record is from RefSeq and is a predicted model, not a curated record.